Molecule: messenger RNA, 841 nt
Organism: Carcharodon carcharias (great white shark)
Lineage: Eukaryota; Metazoa; Chordata; Chondrichthyes; Lamniformes; Lamnidae
Gene: mrpl2
Product: mitochondrial ribosomal protein L2
Exons: 6
Coding region: 1-798 (265 amino acids)
Biological process (GO): cytoplasmic translation
Cellular component (GO): ribosome
Molecular function (GO): RNA binding; structural constituent of ribosome
Source: RefSeq, a predicted model, not a curated record
AUGGUAUGGAACCUUAUCUCAGAGUCAAAUCUGACCCCAAGGCACCUGCCAGAGACAGGGACCAGAACAUCAAUACAGCAGCUGUCGACCACUCAGCCUUUCAAGUCUCUUUCCAGGCCCAGUUCUGGCCAGUGCCACCAUGGGAAAAUCAAAGUUCACGGGAUUGGAGGGGGUCACAAGCAGAGGUAUCGCAUGAUUGACUUCCAACGCCUGCGCUACGAGCCAGGAAAGGAAGGAGAGCCGUUUGAGGAGAAGGUGGUUCAGAUCCGCUACGACCCAUGCAGGUCUGCUGAUAUCGCACUGCUUGCGGGUAGCAGUCGGAAGCGAUGGAUCAUCGCCACAGAGAACAUGGAGGCUGGUGACAUUGUGAAGACCUCAGGACUGAUUGGACGAAUGGCAGUUGGAGCCCGGGAAGGAGAUGCUUAUCCACUGGGAGCUCUUCCUGUGGGAACCCUGGUGAAUAACCUGGAGCUACAUCCCGGGAAAGGAGCUCAGCGCAUCCGAGCUGCAGGAACGUGUGGAGUUUUGCUCAGGAAGGUGAACGGUGCAGCAAUUGUUCAACUCCCAUCCAAACGCCAGGUCCAGGUGCUGGAGGCCUGCGUGGUGACCGUGGGUCGUGUGUCCAAUAUUGACCAUAACAAGCGAGUGAUGGGUAAGGCUGGCCGGAAUCGCUGGCUGGGGCUGCGGCCCUCCAGCGGGCGCUGGCAGAGAAAGGGGGGCUGGGCGGGCAGGAAGAUUCGACCGAUCCCACCGAUGAAGAGCUACGUCAAUCUACCGUCGCGGGCGACCCUGAGCUGAUCGGCUUGGACUGAUGUACAUUAAAGAUCUUUAAUGCACGGGC